Molecule: messenger RNA, 1694 nt
Organism: Miniopterus natalensis
Lineage: Eukaryota; Metazoa; Chordata; Mammalia; Chiroptera; Miniopteridae
Source: RefSeq, a predicted model, not a curated record
CACGCCGGCCGGCCGGAGUAUAUUGUAGGCAGUGGAGAUACAAUGUUGAACUCUGCUGGCCACCCUGAUACGCUGACAUUUAGAACAUUACGGUUCCUUUUGUCUGUCUGGUCUGAUCUUACACCGUCCGUACUCCAGCCGCGUUUACUCCCUCCCCCUUCCAGAUUCUUCAAGGCCACGAGGGCGCCAACACCAUGGUGGCGUUAGUGGAAGUGUAUCGGGAAGAAGAUGAAGCCUACCAGGAAUACGUUACCGUGGCAACCGCGUACUUCCAGUAUUUACUGAAGCCAUUUAGAGAGAUGCGAGAAGUUGCAGCUUUAUGUAAGCUUGACAUUUUGAAAUCCUUGGAUGAGGAUGAUCUGGGUCCUAAAAGGAUAGCAGCCCUGCAGAAGGAAGCCCAAGAAUGGACCAGGCAGGCUGAAGAAGCUGUCGUCACUAUUCAAGAUAUCACAGUGAAUUAUUUUAAAGAAACAGUAAAAGCAUUAGCAGGGAUGCAGAAACAGAUGGAACAGGAUGAGAGGAGAUUUGGCCAGGCUACCUGGGCCACGGCAGCGCCCAGGCUAGAAAGGCUCAAGCUGAUGUUAGCUCGGGAGACGCUGCAGCUCCUGAGAGCCAGAGAGUUGUGUUUAAAUCACCGAAGAGCUGAAAUUCAGGGAAAGAUGGAAGAUCUUCCAGAAGAAGAAAAAGACCCAGGUGUUGUAGACAAACUAGAGAUACAGUAUUACGAAGUUCAAUUAGACCUAUAUGAGGUUAAGUUCGAGAUAUUAAACUAUGAAGAAAUGCUACUCAUUACACAGUUGGAAUCUAUUAAAAGAGUUAUAAAAGAUAAACAGAAUGAAGUUGUCUAUUAUGACCCAUGUGAAAGUCCAGAGGAGCUUAAAGUCAGUGAACACAUAAUGGGGAUGCAGGAUGACAGGAAUCUGGGGGUGAGAGAGCUCCGUCGGCAGUGCCAGCAGCUGGAGCGUCAACGGGGCAGGAUCUGCACCCGGAGAGCCUACCUCAGGAACAGAAAGGAUCGAUGCAAAGAAAACCAUCGGCUCCGACUGCGACAGGCUGAGGAAAGUGAGAGAUAUUUUCAUCAGCACCACAGCAUUCAGAUGAAGAGAGACAAGAUUAAAGAGGAAGAGCAAAGGAAAAGCGAGUGGAUAAGCCAGGAGCGCCAGAAGACCCUGCAGCGACUGAGAGCGUUUAAAGAGCGAGGCCCAGCUCGGUGCGCCCCGAAGACCCGGAGCCCCGAGCGCCAGGCCCCAAACCCGCCGGGACGUGGCCGUACCUGCUCUGUUUGCUCUGUUACUUCAGGGUCCAUGGAUGAAGUGCUGGCCUCCUUAAGGCGAGACAGGACCCCGCUCCGGAAGGCGGACAUGCCCGCCUCUGCCCCUCCCCACGCCUCAGUCAACGAGCACAUCCUGGCUGCCAUAAGGCAGGGCGUCAAACUGAAGAAAGUGCACCCCGACCUUGGCCUGAGCCCCAGCAGCAAGCCAGCCAACGACCUGGAGACCAGCAUCAAGGCUGCGCUCCAGAGAAUCAAGAGGGUGUCGGCCGACUCAGAGGAAGAGGAGGAGGGGGAGGAGGGUCCCGGCGAGUGGGACCACUGAGCUCGCUCCAGGGCCUGUUCCAGAAAAGCCGAUGAGCAGGGCAGAGUGGCCACACGACCGCCGGGAGGCUGCAGGGCCGCGUGCAAUACCGCAGCUGCU